AAGGAAGGGGGAAAAAAAAAAAAACCUGGAACGCCUUCUUUCAUUCAUUCACAAUUCUUUAUACUUGGCUGGAAAAGAAAAAAAAAAAGCAAGAAAGAACAGAGAAGAAGCAUCACCUUCUUAUAAGUUGACUCUUCAAGAGUCUCAGCAACACUUCACAGUCCAUAAUAUAUGCCUCUUUUCCAUUUCUCUUAUCGCUGCUGAAAACAAAAAUUCACAUCUGGGAGCUACUUGUCGUCUACCCUUCCAAGACCAACGUUGCUGAGCGGACCCUGCGUUUGUGUACGGUGGCAACCAUGCCCUAUGUGGAAUACUUAUACGGAACCUCAGCUGAUGCCCUCUAUGCAGUUGGCUUCUGACUUCUGCCGCCUGUGUGAAUCGUGGUUUGGUUGUUUCUGCUUUUUUUUUUUGGAUCAGCUUUCUCAAACUGGUGCUGACGGGGAGGGGGCAAGCUAAGGGGUUAAAGGGGGGGCUUCGCCUGAUGUUUGAUCAGGCUACUAGUAUGGGCGAUGGAGUGUCCGAAGAGAGGAGCCCUCUGUGUGGCAAGUCAGCCACGUCGUGUGCGGAGCGACUCAGAGACAAGGGAAGCAGAGCGGAUCUGGAGUGCUCCCUACGAGGCCAUAGCAUAAAGGACAUUCCCGUGACCUCCACCUCUAGCCCGGGAUCGUCCAAAGAGGAAACUCAGGACACCCAGUCUGCGGGAGAAGCUGAUUACUGUCGACGGAUCCUGGUCCGCGAUGCCAAAGGGACGAUCCGGGAGAUUGUUCUACCGAAAGGUCUGGAUCUUGACCGGCCAAAGCGCACACGAACCUCCUUCACGGCGGAGCAGCUGUAUCGGCUGGAGCUGGAAUUCCAGAGGUGCCAGUAUGUUGUCGGCAGGGAGAGGACUGAGCUGGCCAGACAACUUAAUUUGUCCGAAACACAGGUCAAGGUCUGGUUCCAGAACCGAAGGACCAAGCAGAAGAAGGACCAGAGCAGGGACUCUGAGAAACGCUCCUCUUCCACCUCCGAAUCCUUUGCGACUUGCAAUAUUUUACGGUUAUUGGAGCAAGGUAGACUGUUGUCCGUACCAGCACCACACAAUUUGCUCUCUCCUAGUCAAAACCCAAUGUGCACCCCGUCAGCCAAUGGAUCCAGCUUGGGUAAUUCGGGCAGCACGUCACCAGGAAUAAGCAGUAGCCCUCCCGGAGCCGGGGCCUUCACCCUCCAAGUCCCGUCCUUAGCUUCAUCGACUUCUCCGAGGCUACCAGGUCCCCUGUGUUUCCCAGGUCCUCUACUUGGAGCCCUCCAUGAAAUACCAACCGGUUACGGACUGGGUAGCUCGGCAUUCGAGCCCUACACCCGCCUGGAGAGAAAAGACAGUGUCACCAGCAAGAAGCCGAGUUCUUAAGAGUCAUCGUUGACCCCAAAACUUGUGUCAAAGUCCACUUCAUUUGCUUCCUGUCCACACACCUAGUGACUGGUCUUGCAAGUCAAACGAAAUAUCAAGAGACCUUUCCAACCAAAUGUG
Molecule: messenger RNA, 1510 nt
Organism: Nanorana parkeri
Lineage: Eukaryota; Metazoa; Chordata; Amphibia; Anura; Dicroglossidae
Gene: VAX2
Product: ventral anterior homeobox 2
Exons: 4
Coding region: 482-1390 (302 amino acids)
Biological process (GO): brain development; neuron differentiation; central nervous system development
Molecular function (GO): DNA binding; DNA-binding transcription factor activity, RNA polymerase II-specific
Source: RefSeq, a predicted model, not a curated record